AUGCCCCCAGUAACGCCUGUUACUGGAGGGGCGACCUCCGACCAAGAUGACGGCAUCCGAUCGGAGGACUGGCCCACGGAGGUCAACGAUCCCUAUUCUCAUGACAGUGGUGAUCGAAUGCAAUUCAGCGGCGACGGACUGAAUACCGGAGUUCGAGUAUUAGGGGAUGGGCGCUUGGAUAUCCGGAUCAAUCAGCACAAGCCUAGUAUCGCAGGACUACUCAACCUCCAGCGCACUCCUAUACCGUCCGAGCUCGAACAUGACGAAGAAACUGAUGGUGCCGCUGGAGUACCCAAGGAGGAUGGCAAACACUUCCCGCUGAACCUCAAUAUCGUUAUCCAAGUCAUCGGAUCGCGUGGAGACAUUCAACCGUUUGUUGCUCUAGGAAAGGAGCUAAAGGCGCAUGGGCAUCGGGUCCGACUUGCCACGCACCUAGCCUUUCGAGACUUCAUCCUUGAUGCCGAGCUGGAGUUUUUCAAUAUCGGAGGUGAUCCUGCAGAGUUGAUGGCAUUCAUGGUCAAGAAUUCCGGACUGGUGCCUAAUAUGAGUACGAUCCGGAGCGGCGCAAUCCAAAAGCGCCGUCGAGAGAUGAAGGAGAUAGUAGAUGGUUGUUGGAGAUCUUGCUUCGAGAUGGGCGAUGGCACACAUCUGCACCAAAUCAAGGAAGACCCUUGGAGCGAUGCAGUAGAUUAUCGCCGGCGCCCCUUCGUUGCGGAUGCUAUCAUCGCCAAUCCACCGAGUCUGGCACACAUUCACUGCGCUCAAAGACUGGGGAUACCUCUUCAUAUUGUUUUCACUAUGCCAUGGUCACCCACCCAAUCAUUUCCGCAUCCUCUUGCCGUAAUUCACCAACAAAACUGCAAACCAACGGUCGCAAACUUCGUCUCCUAUGCAAUCGUUGAUAUGAUGAUUUGGGAGGGUCUUGGCGAUAUUGUGAACAAGUACCGCCGUAAUAUCCUUUCUUUGGAUGCGCUAGAUGGAAUUACCGCUCCAAGCUUGAUUCACAGAUUACAAAUACCGUGCUCGUAUCUCUGGUCUCCGGCUGUUCUUCCCAAACCCAAUGAUUGGGGCGACCACAUCGAUAUUUGUGGCUUCAGCUUCCUCCCUUCCAAGCCCGACUAUACUCCCCCAGAUGAGAUUGCACGAUUCCUGAACGCUGGGCCAAAGCCUAUAUACGUUGGCUUUGGUUCAAUUGUAGUCGAUGAUCAGAUAAAGUUGACGAGGAUUGUAUUCGAGGCGAUCAGAAAAUCUGGACAACGUGCCAUUGUUUCGAAAGGCUGGGGCAAUCUUGGCGUUGACGACAUGGAUGUGCCUGAAAAUAUUCUUGUCAUUGGAAGCUGUCCCCAUGACUGGCUAUUCCGACAAGUAUCAUGUGUGAUCCAUCAUGGGGGUGCUGGUACAACUGCCGCCGGGUUGGCACUGGGCCGUCCAACAAUUAUUGUCCCAUUCUUCGGUGACCAGCAGUUUUGGGGAGACAUCGUCGCGAGGGCUGGUGCUGGACCAUCGCCCAUUCCUCACAAACGGUUGACAGUGGAAGGCUUGAGUGAUGCAAUUGAAUUCGCUCUGAGAGAUACGACCUUUGAGAAGGCUGGCGAAAUUGCAAAGAAAAUGGAAAAUGAGUCAGGCGUGCGAGAUGGCGUAUGCAGCUUCCAUCGUCAGCUUGAUCUCCGGGCUCUACGGUGUGCGAUAUGCCCGACACGUCCUGCCGUGUGGCAUCUGAAACACACGAAUCUUGGAUUCAGUGCGUUUGCAGCGGCUGUACUGGUGGAAACAGGGAAGCUCAAACCGGAGGACCUGGUCUUAAACCGACCGAAGGAAUACGAUACGUAUCGCGACCCAGCUGGGCCUUUGACUGCUAGCGCCCAAGUUCUUUUUGGAGCCAUUGCCAACUUCGUGACUGGCAUCGCAGACGUCCCUACAGAGGUAUACAAUGAUUUCGUUGCCGCUGGCCGUGCCUUGGGUCACUCUCAUGAACACCUUGACCCAAAUACCAAAUGGCGACACCGAAAAUGCCACCGUACAGAUUCGGGCUUCCAGAGUGAUAGAUCUCCAGAUAACGAGGGAAGCUCACAAGAAAAUGAAAGGGCUUCACCCCCCAGCCAAGCUACCAAACCUCUUCCGGACGAGAGCGACGAAGACGAGGAAGAUGAAGAUAUGCUUAGCAGCAACAGUGAUUCAAACACAAUGGACAUAGUCCCAGAUUCAAGUAUGGAAAGAAGGCGCAGUCUUCAACUCGAGAAACAACAGACAAUGAGCUCUGAAAUCGCUCCGCCCAAGCCGCACACUGUUCUCUCCGAGGCCGCAAAUUUGAGCAGCAAGAUGUCGAAGAAAUUCGUUAAUCUUAUUAUUUGGUUGCCAACAGAUCUCACACUCAGCCUUUCGAAAGGGUUUCACAAUGCACCUAAAUUAUAUCAUGACCCGAUGGUGAAGUCGAUACCCAAGGUGCAUGAUGUUCGCAGCGGCUUUAAAGCUGCUGGGAAGGAAUUCUAUGAUGGCUUUUACUACGGCGUGACAGGUCUGGUGACCCAGCCUCGAUACGGAUAUAAGAAAAAGGGCACUAAGGGCAUGAUCAAGGGGGUAGGAAAGGGUCUUGGUGGAGUUUUUUUGAAACCACCUGCAGGCCUCUGGGGAUUAGCGGGCUACCCUCUGAGUGGGUUACGACGGAAGCUGUUAAAUUCCCUAGGCAAAUCUAGCGAGGGACAUAUCGUUUUAUCGCGGAUUGCACAAGGCCACGAAGAAAUGUGCGCGUCUUCGGCUGACGAGAGGGCGGAAGUGGUUAGCAAAUGGGCCAUCAUCGAAGAGUCGCUGAAGCAUGCAAAGAGGACAAGCAGACGUUGCCACUCGCGGUCUCAGCAUAUCACACCGCAGGUGCCCGCGAUAAUAUCUAGCAGCGCUUGA
Penicillium cataractarum is the source of this 2898-nucleotide messenger RNA. Its product is annotated as putative UDP-glucose,sterol transferase. NCBI's taxonomy places the organism in Eukaryota, Fungi, Ascomycota, Eurotiomycetes, Eurotiales, Aspergillaceae. Gene Ontology annotation, molecular function: hexosyltransferase activity; UDP-glycosyltransferase activity. Gene Ontology annotation, biological process: carbohydrate metabolic process. The transcript has 8 exons. Bases 1 to 2898 code for a protein of 965 amino acids. The record is from RefSeq and is a predicted model, not a curated record.